AUGUCGGAAGGAUUCGCGAUUAGAGUGGAGCAAGGUCUUAAGCUCUCAAGAAGGAUAUACUACGGUAAAGGAGUAACUCCUCCUUUAGUACCAGAUCCUCCUUCGUCGCCGGAAAAUUUUCUUCCGACGGCGAUUACGGCUUAUGCUUCGAUUACAGAUCCGGUGGCUGUAGAUAAUCCCGACGUUCCUAGUUACCAGCCGUAUGUACACGCACGGUGUGAUCCGUCGGCGCUCGUGCCGCUUCAGAUGCUCGGAAUAGAGAUGAGAGUAGAUUGUUGGCUCGACACGGCGUUUGUCUCCGUCACCGGACGGUGGCGAGUUCACUGUGUUAUGCCUAGCAAAAGAUUUGACUGCUGCGUCGCUGUUCCUAUGGGCGAAAAGGGUACAGUACUAGGAGCUGAGAUUGAUGUAAUGAGCAAUGAGAAAUCUUACAAGACGAAACUAGUUACAGAGGAAGAGACUUUAGAGUUUGAUAAUGUUCAUAAAGACAAAGAUUCACGUUUCAUGAAGUCUCAAAUCUAUACUUUCAAGAUCCCACAUGUUGUUGGAGGAUCGAUAUUUUCGGUUAAUGUGAAUUGGUCACAGAAAUUGGUUUACAAAGAUGGAAAGUUUCAUCUCAAUGUGCCAUUUAGAUUCCCUGGUUAUGUGACUCCUAUAGGGAAAGAGAUUACCAAACGAGAAAAGAUUGUGUUAAACAUGAAUUCUUGUGUUAAUGGUGGCGAAAUUGCUUGUAGUUAUUCAAGCCAUCCUUUGAAGAUGAUUCACCGUGAAGCUGGUAAAUUAAGCUGUGAGUAUGAAGCUGAAGUAUCAUCUUGGUCAAGAGUUGAUUUUGGUGUUUCUUUCAAUGUUUCUUCUGGUGAUCUUACUGGUAAUGUUUUGGUUAAAUCUCCAUCUCCAUGGGAUUCAGAUGACAGAGGGAUAUUCUGUUUGUACCUUUUCCCUGGAACCACCAGGCAUAAGCAGGUUUUUAAACGAAGAGUUGUGUUUGUGAUCGACAUAAGUGGAAGUAUGAAAUGGAAGCCGCUCGAGGAUGUAAAGAAAGCCUUGUUAGAGUGUUUGUCUAAGCUAAAAGCUGAAGAUGUUUUCAACAUUAUCGCCUUCAAUGACGACAUUUUGGAGUUCUCAACUUCGAUGGAGUUUGCAACAGAUGAAACUAUCUCUGCUGUUACUGAAUGGCUCGAUACUAAUUUGAUCGCAAGUGGUGGAACAAACAUGUUGCUUCCACUCCAACAGGCAAUGAAACUGCUUGAAGGAAGCAAGAUUGGAGUUCCUCUUGUGUACCUUGUCACUGAUGGAUCUGUUGAAAACGAGAGAGAGAUAUGUAAUACCAUGAAAGAAUGUUGUAGCAGAAAGGAAAAAUCGGUAUCUCCUCGGAUAUCUACCUUUGGCAUUGGUUCAUAUUGCAACCAUUACUUCUUGCAAACGCUUGCGCGGAUAGGGAAUGGUUAUUAUGAUGGCACAAACAACACAGAUUCAUUCGAGCAUCAGAUGAGUAGACUAUUUGAUUCUGCUACUUCAACGAUUGUAGCCAAUACCACUUUCGAUGCUCUCAAACUCCUACGCUCAGUCGAGCUGUUUCCUUCUCGGGUUCCAGACAUUACGCUCGGUCAACCAUUGAUCUUGUCUGGUAGAUACAGAGGAGAGUUUCCAGAUGAAGUUGAACUCAGAGGCACAUUGGCUGAUUUGACCUGUUUCACAAUAGAGCUAACAGUUCAGAAAGCUAAGGACAUUCCUCUAGACAAGGUUCUUGCGAGGAGACAAAUCGAUGAACUCACUGCUCGAGCUUGGUUCGAAGACAAGAUAGAGCUACAAGAAAAGGUCACGAGGUUGAGUAUAGAAACAGGGUUUCCUUGCGAAUACACGCAAUUGGUUUUAUCACUCAAGCAAGAAGAGGGCGAAGAGAAGACGAUAACAAGACCGGUAUCAAUCAAAGAGAUUCUUAGGAACCCACCGUACCAAAUCCACAAGCAGAUGACUAGGAACAGCGAGAGAACGAGUUUGCUUGGUAAACAAGGGUUCGGUUUUGGUAACGUGGCUGCUACGUUAAAGAAUGUUCCGCCGUGGAUGGAGGAGCCAAAAGAGCCAGAAGGAGCGGAGGUUAUGAUAAGAGCGGCGUCGGGAGUGGUGGAAGGAGUGGUGGAUAGAGUUUGUUGUAUGUGUUGCUUGCGUUGCGUUUCGAGGAUGAGUGAUCAGUGUACGGUCGUAUUCUCUCAGCUUUGUGCAGCAUUGGCUUGUUUUCAGUGUAUUGGUUGCUGUUUCGAAGUCUGUGGCUGUCUGUCUUGA
This is a messenger RNA of Arabis nemorensis, 2283 nucleotides long. The record is from the annotation of a GenBank genome assembly. NCBI's taxonomy places the organism in Eukaryota, Viridiplantae, Streptophyta, Magnoliopsida, Brassicales, Brassicaceae.